Messenger RNA from Exophiala viscosa, 1560 nucleotides. Its product is annotated as Alpha/Beta hydrolase protein. Gene Ontology annotation, molecular function: serine hydrolase activity. Lineage: Eukaryota; Fungi; Ascomycota; Eurotiomycetes; Chaetothyriales; Herpotrichiellaceae. The transcript has 3 exons. The annotation marks the transcript as partial. The record is from RefSeq and is a predicted model, not a curated record.
CCAAUGGUCAAGAUCAGCAACACAUGGAUACAAGGAUUUGUCUCUCAAGAGGGAGUGGCGAAUUAUCUCGGUUUGAAAUAUGCAUCUAUUCCAGCACGGUUUCGGACAGCGACGCUUCUGGAGGUUGACCGAUUGGGUGACUUUGUCGAUGCGUCUGCGUAUGGGCCAUGUUGUCCGCAGCCUGAGAACAAAAAUCAAGAAAGUCGCAGGCAUCUCUUUGCAGGGACAGUGUCUUGGCCGCCAGUGUCAAUGUCCGAGUUCGAAUGCCUGAAUCUCAACAUUUACACUCCGUCUGAGUCACUGCUUGAUCCAAGCGGUUGCCCCGUCGUCGUAUGGAUUCAUGGUGGUGGCUGGAUUUUUGGCGCUGGAGGCCCGGAGUAUGAUGGGAAUUACUUGAUCAAGCACUCUGUCAACAAGGGCAAGCCGUGUGUACUUGUGACCAUCAACUACAGACUUGGACGCUAUGGAUUCCUCGCUUCCGGCGAGCUACAAGCCGAGGCGGAGAGCAAUGCGGAAAACUACUAUCCGAAUCAAGGGCUUCACGAUCAGCAACUUGCUCUGCAAUGGGUCCAGAGAUAUGUUCAUCAUUUCGGCGGCAAUCCGUCCAAAGUCACUAUCGCUGGACAGUCAGCAGGAGGAUUUUCUGCUUUGACUCACCUUAUCACCGAUAUUCCUCUUUGCCGGGCUGGAUGGAUCAUGUCUAGUCCCCUGGAUCCGUUCAUCAGUGUGACCCAAGCACAACAAACCUUUGAUCGACUCGUUACGGGCACAGGACUGCGGCUAUCGUCUUCGAAUUCCGAGAAACUGACAAAACUGAGAAACCUUACGGAGCUCGAAAUGGAUGAGCUUGUGAGAGGAAAAAUGCUGAUCCGACCAGUCUGGGAUCCCAUCUGGUUUGCCUACCAGGAAGAGCAAAAGCCGGUGGAAUGGACCAGUGAUUUUCCGGAGUGGUUGCAAGGUCUCACGAUCGGUUGGGCAGCAGACGAGGUCAUCACGUUCCAGACACUUUGGGCCUCAUGGAGUGUACAAGAACUGCUUGCCACCGUCAACGUCAUGAUACCAGACCAGGAGAUGGAGCGAGAUGUGAUUCAAAUUUACGGAAUUGCCGGACCCCCAGAAAAAGCGUUAAGCGGCUUUGUAGAGUUUGCUUCCGAUUGUCUAUACACGAGGAUGCCACAGGCUCUGAGCCAAGCACAGUUCCCGAUCUCGAUUUACAGAUUCGAACAAAUCGACGACUUCAAUGGAAGUGUUUACCGUGGGAGUGCUUAUCAUUGCCUAGACAAUGCGUACUUGUUCCGGCUCCCAGCAAUAGCCGGUACUGAUGCCCCAGAAGCGAGGAGACUCACUACAGAUGCUGUUUCAGAUCGUUUCCUGGCCUUUGUCUACGGCACGCAAGCUUGGGAACCAUUCAAGACCGGCCAAAAAAUCAUGUACUUCAAUGGUGCAAACAGUGGCCUUGUCGAAUCGAAGGCGUUUGAGAAGCUAUCCCAACUCGUGUCUACUGAGGAAAGAGAAACUAUCCUCAUUGAUGCCGCAGAACGAAUGCUGGAGCACAUGAGA